This is a messenger RNA of Xyrauchen texanus (razorback sucker), 3603 nucleotides long. It is a transcript of the gene gpn2, whose product is annotated as GPN-loop GTPase 2. Lineage: Eukaryota; Metazoa; Chordata; Actinopteri; Cypriniformes; Catostomidae. Gene Ontology annotation, cellular component: cytoplasm. Bases 85 to 1029 code for a protein of 314 amino acids. The transcript has 6 exons. The record is from RefSeq and is a predicted model, not a curated record. Gene Ontology annotation, molecular function: GTPase activity.
CCGGUUUUCUUCACGUUGAUACAUCAUGGGGUUUCGAGCCUAGUUUGUGUUUUUGCAUAGUAAUCAACCGGUGCCUUCGUCACAAUGUCAUCACAGCCUUCAGAAUCACCUAUAGGCCUACAUUUCGGCCAGGUUGUGAUCGGUCCACCUGGUUCAGGUAAAACCACCUAUUGUCGAGGCAUGCAAGAGUUUUUGAGUCGCCUAGGACGCAAAGUGGUGGUUGUUAACCUGGAUCCUGCCAAUGAAGGAUUGCCAUAUCCAUGUGCAGUGGACAUAUCUGAGCUUGUCACUCUUUGUGAUGUGAUGGACAGUCUAAAACUUGGCCCCAAUGGUGGACUAAUUUAUUGCAUGGAGUAUUUAGAGGCCAAUUUGGACUGGUUAGAGGACAAGCUGAAACACCACCGCAACUGCUAUUUCCUUUUUGAUUGCCCAGGACAGGUGGAACUUUACACUCAUCAUAAUUCGGUGAAGAAUAUAUUUACACAGCUUUCCAAGUGGAAUUUCAGGCUGACUGCAGUGCACCUGGUGGAUUCCCAUUAUUGCGCUGAUCCAGCCAAGUUCAUCUCUAUACUCUGCACAUCCCUGGCCACCAUGCUGCAUGUGGAAUUGCCACAUGUCAAUGUCCUUUCAAAAAUUGACCUUAUUGAGCAGUAUGGAAAACUUGCAUUCAACCUGGACUUCUACACUGAGGUUCUGGACUUGUCUUAUUUGGUGGAGCACUUGGCUUUAGACCCUUUUUUCAAGAAGUUCCAUCACCUGAAUGAGAAGUUGGCUGAAGUGAUCCAGGACUACAGCCUUGUGUAUUUUGUACCUCUUAAUGUGCAAGACAAGGAAAGCAUGACACAAGUUUUGCAAACUGUAGACAAAGCCAAUGGCUACUGCUUUGGGGACCUGGAGGAGAGGAACCUGCAGGUCAUGAUGUCUGCUGCUGUAGGGGCAGACUUUCAGUUCAGCUCAACUCUUGGAGUACAGGAGAGAUAUCUGGAACCCACUGAGAAAACUGUGGAUGAAGAAGUUAUGGAUUUGUGACCCUAUUUAUAUGGAUUAAAAAAAAACGUAUAGUAGUAAAAACAAACAAACUGUUUGUAGUUUGUAGAGCUGUCUGACCUCAUAAGCAGACACUGAUGGCAUCUUAAGAAAUGCUGGAUCAUGUUUGAUUUCUUUUUCACAAAGCAAAUUACAAAAAAACAUUUUUACAACAGAAAAUUCUUUUUUGCCUCCAAGUUAAAAUGUGUGUUCACAUAACACUUUAAAUGUUGUUUUAGACUAGUACUGUUUAUUUGCAGCUGUAACAGUAAAUGUAGACAUUGUCUUUAACAAAAAUGCAGAAGAUUAAUCAUUAAAAGAAGUGGUGUUAGAUACCUUUUUUAUUCAUCAUUUAGUUCACAAUAGACAACCUUUUUACAACUAACUACUAAUGUAAGUAGUGCUCAUCCAAGGGGCUCUUUAAAUUAAAAGUGUAAUGAAUAAUUGUGAAUAAUAAUAUACUAAUAUAAGAGAAAGAAUGGUUGGAUGAACAGGAAUAAAGAACAAAGUUUGUUUCUGUAUCUAAAGCACAGCACCACUGAUUUACAGUAAACCUAAACUUCAUUACGUGGAUUUGAGUGCACUGAAGGAUGAAGAUAAAGAUAGAUUCUUCUCAGAUUUAUAAAUGUUCAUCUCAGUGCUAGGCUCAUACGUGUUUUAUGCGGUGCUCUGGGAUAGGUUGUUCAGAUGACCAUGACAAAUAAAUAAAUGGGAUUCAAUAGUGUGCUAUUGAUAUAAAAUUUAAGUUAACAGUUUAAGUUCCUGCUUUUUAAUUAGUUAAUGUUUUCACUUUUAAAGCUACCCAGUAUUUUCUUACAAAAAGGAAGCUCGUUUGCUUUCACUUGCUUGGAAAACACAGUGUGGAUAUUUUAACAGAAUCACCAGUAGAGGUCACUGUCGUAUCGGCUACUUGUUCACGCAUCAUAGUAGUCAACAUUUCCUCGUUAAUCAUUUAAUUUAGGGAAUUUAAUUUCUGAUGUCACAGUUUUUUUCCGUGACCGAAUGGCAAAAGCAAAUGUAGUAUGGUGACACAAACAAAUAAUUACAUUGGUGUGAUAGAAAUGGAGAGGUUUUUUUAUUUAUUUUUUAAAUCAGUCAGAGCAGUCUUUAAUUAUUCACACCCCGUUGAAACAAAUAAUAAUAAUAUAAAACAAAUAAAAAAAUUAAAAAAAGCCUUGGAUGUUUUAUUGGUUUGGGCACAUUCUCUGUCCCGCUCUCAUGGAACUGAACGCGAAUUUUGCUAACUUAUGGCAGACAACCGUUCUCCAACUGGAACACCUUUCUAAUCAUGUGCAGUCUGGACCUUGAAAAGGCCUUCUCACACGCGGAAGAACACAGGAAUGCAUUGUACACGAGAGGGAGACAUGGCAACUAUGUUAGAUAGUGCUCAAUGUUUGCAUACGUUAUAUUUAAAGUGAAGUUUUUCUUGCCAGUGCUAGUUAAAUGUGACUUAAACAAUUGCGUUUGUGCACGAAACUGUAACAGCAUUCCUCAGGAAGGGUUUACCGAAACAGUCACCUCAUCUUAACGCAUACUUGUGCGAUCCGCGGAAGUAUUUCGGGGACAAAAAAUAAAGAGGCGUGCUUCGCCUCUUAGCGCACUCAGUUUGAGAAUCCUGCAAAACACGGCAAUGAAUAGGAAAACGGAUCAUGCGGUCUUUGCUAAUAUAUCAUUCUUAGACCCAUUAUUGGCGAUUACAAAUUUUCGAAUCAGUUAACAGAUAACUUAAUUUCUAACAAUAUAGUAGGACAAUAAUUUUUUUUAACAGCUAUGUUGGAAUACUCUAAAAUUGGUGAUGUUUUUUUAAACCAGUAACAAAUACAUCACGUGCGUUGCUUUUGCAAGAAGACAGUUGUGUUCAGGGUACAGUAUUUUAAACAACAUGUUAUGGACCCUGUCCUUGUAAUGACAAUUGACACUUCAUCUGAAGGGUUCAUGGCCAGCAGGAACCUACACUGUGCACUACUUAUAUUCAUACAUUACGUCUUUAUAAUUUUUAUCGCGCCUACAUGUGAGAAAAUUAUUUGAUGCUAUCACAUAUAUACAUGCAAUUAUAUUUACUGAGAUAUAUUUUUAUAGACAAUUUGAGAACUGAAAAAUAAUGUGCAGAUCUCAGUAAACUUGGUCUGUCACACACUCCCCACCCCCCACCACUUUGUCAGUGGAUAUAUUCAUGAUCCAGUCCACAUUUUAGUACAAUCUGCAAGGCAAAAACAGAAGGCAGACAGGGAAUGGAGUUAGCAAAAUGAAAUCUGUUUCUGCUUUACAAGGCCUGAGAGUGAACAAGCUUGACAUAAACCCAUACUUGCUGUAUUUAUCAUUUAGGGUGAUAAAAGAAAUGUGUUUUUUUGUGUGUGAUGGGAACUUCCACAAUUGCACUAAAAUAAAUUUUAUUUAGCUUUAAAGCUGCCAGUAAUUUUGCAGAAGAAAUAUUUUGGUCUGUGAUUUUUAAAUUAUGUGGACUGAAUUCUAUAGUGGUGACAGUGACACAGAAGAUAGGUCUUGUUUUCAUCUUCCUGUUACCAUGUUUUUUAAUUCCCCAAAACACAAAAUAGAGACAUUUAGUAAUUUGCUGGU